CCACCUCCCUGGGUAGGGGGGUAUGCCUCAACUGUACUGGCAAUACAAUCGGUGAUGAUUGUGGGAGCCUGUGCAGAGUUCUUUUACAAUCCUCCCGGUGUGCCUUUUGACACAGAGGAUAGCUGCAUUGAAUGUGGCUGUAAUGCAGUAGGAGCUGUUGAAGGGGCUUUCGACUGCGCUCGUGGUGACCGAAUAGAUGGGGGCGAUUCAGGGCAAUGCGCAUGCAGGGAUUUUGCCAGCAGGACGAACGUGCUCGGAAUGUGCCGACGGAUAUUUCAAUCUGUCGAUUGCAAAUCCCGAGGGUUGUCAGAGCUGUGAUUGUAAUGUAUUGGGGACAGUGGGAGGGAGUGAGGUCUGUGAUAAGGAGAUCGGGGCAGUGUCCGUGUAAGACAAACGUCGAGAGGAGAGACUGUUCCAGGUGUAGCCCACAGCACUACGGACUGGGAGAGGGAGAAGGAGACGUUGGAUGCCUGGAGUGUGACCCUGAAUGCAACGAAUGCACAGGAGCUGGGCCACAGAGCUGUGUGGCAUGUAUCAACUAUCUCGAUCUUGAUGGCACAACGUGUGUCUCAGACUGUCCCGUCAGCAGCUAUCCGGACGUGUCUUCUUCUUGUACGCCCUGCAAUAACUCUUGCCUCAGGUUUUCCGCAGAAACUUACACUGCUUUCCCGAGAGAGGACGCCCCUAUCAAUUUCACGCUAGUGGAAGUUGCAAGCGUCUGACAGAAGGUUGAUUGAGAGACCGAUACACUUUGCAAUAGUGGCCGGAAACUCUGACCAACUUUUUCGAAUCGAUACAACUAGUGGCGCUAUAACUGUUGCAGGGCAGCUUGACAGGGAGACUCGACAAAUCCACACACUGACUGUAAUUGCAUUUGAUUCAGGGACCAACCCAAUAUCAACGGAGAGCACCCAAGCAACUGUGAAUAUUCUAGUCGGCGAUGUCAACGACAAUCAGCCCAUUUUUGAGCAAGACAGUUACACUGUCUCAGUAGCUGAGA
Molecule: messenger RNA, 1000 nt
Organism: Geodia barretti
Lineage: Eukaryota; Metazoa; Porifera; Demospongiae; Tetractinellida; Geodiidae
Source: the annotation of a GenBank genome assembly